AAAUUGGAUCACUGCUUCUACACGGGCACAGUCAGACACGAUCCGAACCGGUCAGAACCGGAUACAUUUGUGGCUGUGGAUACCUGUCAAGGACUGAGAGGCCUCAUCCAGACCUCGAAUAGUACCUACGGUAUAUUACCACUGCGUUGUACCCAGUGUCCGCAGGAUCGACUCCCGCAUGUCGUGUUUCCUCAUGAUCCCAGCCCGAUUGAACGAGUGAUUGAUCACUUUCCCUUCAAGAAUUCACUGGAUAACGGCGGUGGCGGUAUUAACGACGACGACGACGACGACGGCGACAUUGAUUGUCAUUCUGUUCUUCUCUCUCUCCGUCUGCGAGCUUUACCGCCACCACGAAUCCGUACUCCGUGCCCGGUGCAUGAAUUGCGACCAGAUCACAUGUCCAGUCAUGCGUAA
Messenger RNA from Echinostoma caproni, 414 nucleotides. The record is from the annotation of a GenBank genome assembly. NCBI's taxonomy places the organism in Eukaryota, Metazoa, Platyhelminthes, Trematoda, Plagiorchiida, Echinostomatidae.